AUGGCGACUUCUACGACUACACGAAGAGCCCAGGUGUUUGUUGGAGAUCUCCCGGAGGACUUUCUCCGGAUCGGAGGCGGACCAGCCGUGCAGCAACAGCAGCAGCAGAUCACGUUGGACGAGCAGACAGCCAGGGCGCUACAGUUCGGAGGGCAGAGUCAGCAAGCGCAAGGAGGAUAUGGAUCAUUUGUCGGUCGACUAAGCAUCACAAUUGCUCAGGCAAGAUUAGCCAAGAACUACGGCAUGACGAGGAUGGACCCUUACUGCAGAGUGAGGGUGGGACAUGCAGUCUUCGAGACACCGACUGAUGUGAACGGAUCCAAGAAUCCAAGGUGGAACAAAACCAUUCAGUGCAACCUGGGCCAGGGCAUCGAUUCUGUUCACAUAGAACUCUUUGAUGAGAAAGCGUUUACGACGGACAAUAAGAUUGCGUGGGCGCUGAUCACUGUACCGCCCUCUGUGAUGACCGGAGAGACGAAGGACGAUUGGUUUCCUCUGACGGGAAAGCAAGGCGAAGACAAGGAAGGGAUGAUCAACUUAAUCUUCUCUUACACGCAAGUGCCAGUGAUGCCGAUGAUGUACCAACCUCCACCACAGCAGGUCAUCUACGGAGGUCAGGUACCCGUUGCCAUGCCACCAACGUACGGAUACACACCCGUUGCAGCACCAGUUGCAGCCUACCCGCCUCAUCAGGUACCCCAUCAGCACCCACCACCACACGGCCAGCAGCAGCAGCCGCCACCACACCUCCAGCAGCAGGUGCAAAUGCCCCCACAACAGCAGCCUCCGCAGAUCACCCAGGCUGACCUCCAGGCACUCCAGGAGAUGUUCCCCGGGUCGGACUCUGAGGUCAUCAGGUCAGUCCUGGAGGCCAAUGGGGGCAACAAGGACGCAACGGUCGAUUCACUGCUCCAGAUGACAUGAGGGGUCAGAGAGGGGACGGCAUGAUUUUUUUAAAUUAAAAACGGUACGUAGAGCAAUCAUCAAUUCCGACAUAGGGUGGUUCCUUGUAUUGUGGCCCAAAUGCAGGGCCCCACAUUAACUUUUCUAGAAGGGAUCCAGAUUGAACUUUUUACACUCUGUAUAUGUAUGAGCCCUAUGAUGUGAAAACUUCAAUAUUUUUGGUGGCCGGAUUGAUAUUGUUGGUGUCCAUGUGUCCCAGCGCACGUAAGUAUCGAGCACUGCCAUGUAACAAAAAAUGUUGUAUCCAUUUACUUUAUCUAGACAUGAACAUUUGCUGGUUUGACUAAAGUAUUUGCAAGUGGUAAUGAAAUCUACUCUAAUGCAUACCUGGGACACAUUGGCAACUUUUACAUUGUGUUCGAGCAUACAGACUGUAAAAAGUUUAAUUCAGGGCCGCGAUGCCCAAAACUUACUAUUGAUCGUAACUUUGCCAUCAAUGGUAUCUACCAUGGAAACCUUGAUUCUGAUUGGCUGUUGAUCCCUGUUACCAUGGUAGUUGCCAUUGAUGGCAAAGUUACCAUCAAUGGGAAGUUUUAUGCAACAGGGCCCGGGGUCCCCUUUCUCAAAAACCGUUUAGUGUGGAGCUGUGCAGAAGAAAUCAUUAGUGAAUAUUAUAUCAAACGAUUCUCAUUGUUAGAUGGAAAAAAGGGAUAAAAGGUGUAUUUCAUAAGUAAUACCGUUCUUAGUCACGGAAUCAUCCUAAGUUGUGUGAAGGGAAUCAACCAUUAAAAACAGAUUUGCUCUUUAUUUUUGAGGUUUCAUACUGGGCCAAAAUAUCAGCUUCAAAUAUUACAUCUGUGAAUCUUUCCAUAAAACUUUAGGCCUAGAUCUUGAAACAGUAAUUAUGCAAAAGGGUGAUUGGUUUCCUGUCAUACAAAAAACACAUUUUAAAUAAUUUCUUCUGUGCAGUAAAUAAUUUUAAUCGUUUAUGAAGUCUUAUGGCAAAAUGUUGUCUCAGUAAAGAAGUAUUUAUAUUAGUUUCAUGUCGGUCAAAUCAAAAUUGUCUGGACACAAAUACUUAAUAAUUCCAUAUAUUUCAUGUUUAAAAAUUUGUUUGUACAAUAUUUGUUGUACAAUAUUUCUUGCUUCAAGCAAAUUAAAAAUUAAGCAAGCUACUGAAAUUAUUGAAUAUUUGAUGAAAAUUGUACCAGAUGUCUAUUCCAAACUGUUAAGACAGUUAUUUAUACAAAUAUAUUCAUGACUAAUGUAUGUCAUGAACUUGUAGAUUAUCAUAUUGCAUCUUUAAUUGUAGACCUUUCAAUUAUAUUGGCUAACAGAAUAUUUAAGAAGUUCUAAAUUGAUAUACAUGUAUAAAAAUUGCUUGCAUUCAUAUGACAAAUUCUGCAGGUGGAAGAAAUUGGUUUAGAGACAAAUGUAUCUUACUAGUGGUUUGUAUUGAAGCUUUAGCUCUUUGAAUUGACCUUUAUAUUUGCAGUGUAGUCCAAUGUAUUCAAUUCCAUGUUUGCUUUGAAUUAAUUGACCUUAGUGGUAGGGACCAGCUCAUUUCAUAUGCGUCUUGCCAUCUCAUGUUUAAUCUGGGCGAAGCUUUGUGAGACAAUGGUUCGGCCUGUGAGUGGUCAUAUUUUAUAAAGUUCACAGCACAUGUCAUUUAAAAGAUACAUUUAUUACACUUGGGAAGAAAUAAGAUUAUGGUCGACCAACCAUUGAAAAUUAAAUUGCAUUGUUAAUUUUUGCAAAUUUUGAGUAUCAUUAUUAUUAGAUCAUGUCAUUGCUAACCCAAAAUGACCCUCUAACUUUAGCAAUAAAAGAUCAUGUUUAUAAUUAUAUGUUGAAUUCAAGACAAUAUACUUAAUUUGGGUGGAAAUUGUUUCAACUUUUUUGAAAUUUCAUCCAUAACUACGUCAUUUCAUAAUCUAAAAAAAGGUCCCACGUAUGUACAUAGACAGAACAACUCAGAUGGAUAUUGACCCAGAUUUAAUCUGGAAACAAAAAUGAAUGUCUUAUGUGAAUGUGCAAAGUUUCAGGUUCAAAGUCCAUGCGAUUAUAUGGAAUUAUUUCCAAAGUUAUGUUAAUUCAAAUUUAAA
Molecule: messenger RNA, 3008 nt
Organism: Strongylocentrotus purpuratus (purple sea urchin)
Lineage: Eukaryota; Metazoa; Echinodermata; Echinoidea; Camarodonta; Strongylocentrotidae
Gene: tollip
Product: toll-interacting protein
Exons: 6
Coding region: 1-924 (307 amino acids)
Biological process (GO): ubiquitin-dependent protein catabolic process
Cellular component (GO): cytoplasm
Molecular function (GO): ubiquitin conjugating enzyme binding; ubiquitin binding
Source: RefSeq, a predicted model, not a curated record